CCUAAAAUCUCAGCAACAAAACAGAAGGAGUAGACACGCCAGUAAAUAGAUCACUAUCGCAACACGGCAUAUUGGAAAUAACACGCCUUGACCGUAAGACAAAUGAUGAAGAAAAAAAUACAUUAUUUUUCAAAACGGCCAUCGCUGGUAGCGAACAACACACUCGGAUAGCGGUAGCUGUGACAAAAAGCUCUGCCCAGCUGAUACCUCCCAGCAUGCUUUGGGACUGAGGAAGAGGAGGAGGAGGAGAGGAAGGCUCGGCUCUACAGGAAGGAGGCCACCUGCACAAGUAGAGGAGAGGAGGCGCAAGGAGGUGGAGAGGAGGGGAGGAGGGCGUGUGUGUAUGUGUAGCCAUGGGGAACACUGCCACCAAGUUUCGCAAGGCCCUGAUCAACGGGGAUGAGCUGCUGGCCUACCAACUGUAUGAGAGCAACCCCCAGUUCAAGGAGGCCAUGGACCCCAACACCUCCUACGGGGAGCAGUACCAACACAACACCCCCCUGCACUAUGCGGCGCGCCACGCCAUGACACGCCUACUCAGGUCCUUCCUCUUCAGCAAGGACGGCAACCCCAACAAGCGCAACGUCCACAACGAGACGGCGCUGCACCUGCUCUGCAUGGGCCCCAGCAUCCUGCUGGAGGAGGCGGCGCUGCACCCGCGCCUCAGCCGGCCCUACGAGGACCAGCGCGGCCGCGCCGAGUGCCUGCAGCUCAUCCUCAAGUGGACCGGCGCCAAGCUGGACGCCAGCCAGUACGAGAGCGCCGACGUCAACGCCGCCGACAACAAGGGCAACAGCCCCCUGCACUACGCCUCCGCCUCGGGCAUGCGCACCUGCGUCGAGAUCCUGGUGCGCAGGGAGGCCAACCUGUUUGCGGAGAAUGAGGACCGCGAGACGCCGUGUGACUGUGCGGAGCGUCAGCAGCAUAAGGAGCUGGCUCUCAGCCUGGAGUCCCAGAUGGUCUUCUCCCGAGACCCCCACGCCGAAGACAUCGAGGCAGAGUACGCCGCCCUGGACCGCAGAGAGCUGUUUGAGGGUCUGCGGCCGCAGGACUUGAGGCGUCUGAAGGACAUGCUGAUUGUAGAGACGGCCGACAUGCUCCAGGCUCCGCUCUUCACAGCUGAGGCCCUGCUACGAGCACACGACUGGGACAGGGAGAAGCUUCUGGAGGCCUGGAUGUCCAACGCUGAGGAGUGCUGCCAGCGUUCAGGAGUGCAGAUGCCCACACCGCCUCCCAGUGGACAGAACAACUGGGACACGCUGCCGUCGCCACGGACACCACGGAACACCCGCUCAACCGUCACCUCUCCUGACGAGAUCAGCCUGACGCCGGGGGACAACGGUGCUGUACAGUGUGGGAUAUGUAUGUGUGGCAUCUCCAUGUUUGAGGAACCCGUGGACAUGCCGUGCUCUCACAUGUUCUGCAGAGGAUGCUGGGAAGGGUUUUUGAACUUGAAGAUCCAGGAGGGGGAUGCGCACAACAUCUUCUGUCCGGCAUACGAGUGUUUCCAGCUGGUCCCCGUGGAGGUCAUCGAGGGGGUGGUCUCCAGAGAGAUGGAUAAGCGCUACCUGCAGUUUGACAUCAAGGCGUUUGUGGAGAACAACCCCGCCAUCCGCUGGUGCCCGUGGGCCGGGUGCGACCGGGCGGUGCGCCUCUCCAUCCAGGGCCCCGCUGCCAGCACUGCCAACCCCUUCAACUGCCCGCUGCUGCAGGCGCCCGCCGUGGACUGCGGACGAGGACACCUCUUCUGCUGGGAGUGCCAGGGAGAGGCCCAUGAGCCGUGCGAUUGCCAAACGUGGAAAAUGUGGCUCCAGAAGGUCAACCAAAUGAGGCCAGAAGAAUUGGCCGGUGUGAGUGAGGCCUAUGAGGAUGCUGCUAACUGCCUGUGGUUGCUAAGCAACGCUAAACCCUGUGCCAACUGCAAGUCUCCCAUCCAGAAGAAUGAGGGCUGCAACCACAUGCAGUGUGCCAAGUGUAAGUAUGACUUCUGCUGGAUCUGCCUGGAGGAGUGGAAGAAGCACAGCUCCUCUACUGGGGGCUACUACCGCUGCACGCGCUACGAACAGAUACAGCAGGUGGAGGAGCAGAGCAAAGAGAUGACUACGGAGGCAGAGAAGAAGCACAAGAACUAUCAGGAACUCGACCGGUUCAUGCACUACUAUUCUCGCUUUAAGAACCACGAGCACAGCUACCAGCUAGAGCAACGUCUGUUGAAAACAGCCAAAGACAAGAUGGAACAGCUGAGCAAAGUCCUAAUUGCACGUCAAGGAGAGGCACCGGAUACGACCUUCAUAGAGGACGCGGUGCAGGAGCUGCUGAAGACUCGGCGCAUCCUCAAGUGGUCGUACCCCUACGGCUUCUUCCUGGAGCCCAAGAGCACCAAGAAGGAGAUCUUUGAACUCAUGCAGACGGACCUGGAGAUGGUGACUGAGGACCUGGCUCAGAAGGUGAACCGGCCGUACCUGCGAACGCCACGCCUGCGAAUCAUCCGCGCCGCCUGCCAGGUGCAGCAGAAGCGGCAGGAGUUCCUGGCCUCGGUAGCCAGGGGUGUGGCACCCAACGACUCCCCAGACGCCCCCCGGAGAAGCUUUGCUGGAGGCACGUGGGACUGGGAGUAUUUAGGCUUCGCAUCUCCUGAGGAGUAUGCAGAGUUCCAGUACCGGAGGAGACACCGCGGGCGUCGUCGAGGAGAUGUGUCCAGCCUGCGUAGCAACACCCCUGAACCUGAUGAUGUCAGCGAGGGCAACCUAGACCCUCAUGAGCUGAUGGGUAGCCACCGAGGCCUGCCCAUGCUGCAGGGCUCCCUGGAGGAGGACGACCCCCACCUGCUGCACGCCAUCCAGCUGUCCCUGCAGGAGGUCAGCCGAGCCCGCCGCCUCGGUGACGCCGACGGUGGCAGUGGAGGUGGCAUUAGCGGCAGCAGUGGCGGCGGCAGCAGUGGCGGCGGCAUUAGUGUCGACGUCGGUGGCAUCGGCGGUGUUGGUGACGCGCCGGAGCUCCUGCUGCACAACGUGUCGUCCCUGGGGGCCAUCGGCAGCUCGCUGCCCUCCCGUCUGGACUCGCUGCGGCGGGGGCCGGUGGUGCCCGAGACGCCCCGGGCGGCACACAGCAGCUCCGAGCUGUUGGAGCUGGAGAACAGCCUGCUGAAGCUCACCUCCAUGACGGCCAUCCCGUACCCCCACUACCCCCCGCCGCCGCCGCGCCACGCGCCCCCCACGCGCCACGCCUACCCGCACGCCCACCACCCCACCCCCGUGGAGGACCCGCUCAACUUCCACCCCAAGCCCAAGGCGGCCCGCAGCCUGGCGCAGCGCAGCGCCAACCGCAACAACGCCUCCAGCGUCGCUAGCAGCACCAGCACCAUCGCCACCGUUACCACGGCGACGGAGGCUCCCAGCUCGGCAGCGGCGGCGGAUCGCGCCAGCAACAACAACAUCAACGAGAACGACGACCCUGACGACGAGAACCUCAUGGGCAACAUCAUGGCGUGGUUCCACGACAUGAACACGCAGAACCUGGCGGCGCACCAUGUGCCACCUCCGCUCUGCUCCUCUUCCAUGUCCUCCUCCUCCACCACCGCCAUCUCCUCCUCCUCUGGCGCACCUCCUCCUGGCGUCGUCCUGCCCCCGCAGCACCCCGGCCUCCACACCUCCCUGCCCACCCUCCCCACGCGCUCUCCUCAGGUGGAGCCGCGCUUCCACAUUUGGCCUGAAGAGGGCGGUGUCGGUGGUGGUGGUGGUGGUUCGGGGUCUGACCGCUAUCAGCAGUUCUCCAGCAUGGACAGUAGUGGAGGAGGAGGAGAGGUGGUGGUAGGGGUGUCCCCUGCUGUCACCAGGCCCACUCAGCUGCACCUGGUUGGGCUUGACCCUCUCGGCCUCCCCCAUUCCCCCGGGUCAUCGCUGCGGGCCAGUAGGAAGAACAGUGACGCCACCACCACCACCAACACCAACACCAACCCUGCGUCUGUGAGCAACCCCACCAUCUCUCACUCUCAGUCGGACGCCUCCAAGUUUGACUCGGACCCAGACCCGGAUCCGGAUCCGGACCAGCCCAGCACCAGCUCCUCCGAGUGGGAGGGACAGGUGCACCUUGUUUGAUGUCAAAGGACAAAGGAAUAAAAGCCUUCCUUUGUGUACUGAACCAUUUCCAAUUUUUGGAAGAGAAAAAGAACACUAAUCAAAGGACCACACGGUUUCAGGAGUGAUAAGAACUAUUGUAGCCAUGAUGAACAGAGAAAAAAAAAGCAUUUGUGGGUGUUUCACCUGACACAGAAAAAAAACAACUAAAAAACGCUGGACCUUUUUACUUCUUUCACUGUUUGUGCACAGCUUUCUCAUUCAACACUAAAGCACUUAAAAAUGAAGGUGUCGUCACAUGGACCAGAGAUGAGGCGGGUAUUCAGGCAGUGAGAGAACUUCAGAGGUGGACAUCUCGUUUUUAAAGCAUUAAAAUGUCCACACGUAGACUGUGACGUAAAAAAAAAAAAAUUCUGUGGUGUCAUUUUAAAUCCGUGCCUCAAAUAUACAGUGUGUAUGGCCAUAGGGCCCCUCUGUUGCCCUGGGCUGGAUGAGCCAAAUGGGGCUUGUAGUAGUCCAGAGGUAACCUGGCUCCCGCCAGAUCUGUGUAUUCCUGCACUGCUCCACAAACUCCACUCACAGACCUGGGAGCAGCUCCCUAUUCGGUAAGGUCAGCCAGCCUGGAAGAUGACGAACCAAUCAGAAUCCGCCGAGUGGCAUUGAUUCUGUCAUUUCUAUUGUAUUGUUGAAUCUGUGAGUGGGUUGAAGUAGCAUGUCCUUACGAAUGACAGACCAGUGAUUUCUCUAAUCACGUGCAAGGAUUUCUUCAUAAUGCCACCGGACAGGUAAUCCGUACGGUGAUUGGUCCAGAUUCAAGAGAUUCGAAAUCCUUUCUAUUCGUCCUGAGGAAAAUUUGUCUUGGACAUAGUACAUAUAGCUGCCGCAUAACACAAAACACAUGACGCCAAAAAAAAAAGAGUGUGUGUGGAGCAAGGCGGGAGUACGUCCAUCUGGCGAGAGCUGGGUUAGUCCAGAGGGGCUGGAGAUGGAUGUCGGAUAGAUGGAGGAAACUCAGGCUCUCUCGCUCUUUCUCUCUCAAGUUUUCACCACAAAGUGUGCCAUUCAUGUUUUGAAAACCGGCGCACACUCCUGUGAACUUCAGGUCUGGUUAGGUGAAAUUGGAAUGUCCAGUAGGAGUAAACGAUUGAAGACAAACCAAGCAAGCCAUUGGAAACGGCCACUAAUCAGCUGUGAAAAUGGCAUACGGUUUUGUUGUUGUUGUGUUAUUGGAUAUUGGGAUUCCCGAAAGGAGAACCAAAACAGGAGAAGCAAAACAGAGAUGCCAAUUGAAGCUUGGCUUGCAUUUUGUAAGUUGUGUGUCAUUACCUAGCUAGACUUGUGAAGUGGAAAAGCACUACGUAUAAGUUCCUGGUUGCCUGUGGUUGCAAAUAGGGCGUGAGUUAAUGCAGGAUGUACAGUUGUGUGCAGGAUAAAGACAUUCUGGAUUCA
Molecule: messenger RNA, 5525 nt
Organism: Engraulis encrasicolus (European anchovy)
Lineage: Eukaryota; Metazoa; Chordata; Actinopteri; Clupeiformes; Engraulidae
Gene: ankib1b
Product: ankyrin repeat and IBR domain containing 1b
Exons: 20
Coding region: 354-4097 (1247 amino acids)
Biological process (GO): positive regulation of proteasomal ubiquitin-dependent protein catabolic process; ubiquitin-dependent protein catabolic process; protein polyubiquitination
Cellular component (GO): cytoplasm; ubiquitin ligase complex
Molecular function (GO): zinc ion binding; ubiquitin protein ligase activity; ubiquitin conjugating enzyme binding
Source: RefSeq, a predicted model, not a curated record